CGAGAGAGAGAGAGAGAGAGAGAGAGAGAGAGAGAGAGAGAGAGAGAGAGAGAGAGCAAAAGAAAGAGUGGGCAGCCACUCUGGUGCACUCUGGUGGAUCUUGCAUCGGCGUCACUGUUGCUUGAUCUCCAACAGUCCACACUGAAACUACUACUCUGAUCCCAGUGGACGUUUUUUUUAAAUGGACACGGGCGUAUUUUCUUCUGAAAAACAUUUUUUCCACACUUCAUGUUAAUGUUCCCGGAUUCAUGAAAGUGCUGCAACUCUGUGAGCUAAUAUUGUCUCAGCAUUGUCGACAGUUUGGUUGUGGAUACAUCUUUUUUUUUUUUUUGGAGAACAUGCUGUCGUUGCCUACACCAGAAGAACUUCCACUGACAAUCACGUCUCGGCCAUCACGUCUGGAAACAUGGAAACUGCCUUUUGAGCACUGCCAAACAAGACUGCCAUGCUGUGAAAUGUAAGCAAGUAACGGCAACGUAAAGAAAAACUUUUAUUUUCGUGAGCAGAUUUAUGAUACUUGGAAGAAGUGCAGAUACUUCCGUUUUGUUAACUUUGACCUGAAAAACACAAACUUGGCUUAUGAUAAUGGACGUCAACCUGAGCACUUCAGCGUCCUAUGUGAUCAACAGAACCGAACCGUACCACCCAGCGGCGGGACCCUGGAGCCUCAUCGUCCUGGUCAUCAUCAUACUGACUAUAGUGGUGGGAAACCUGCUAGUCAUCAUCGCCGUGGCUCGCACUUCACAGCUACAGACGACGACAAACAUUUUCAUCAUGUCCCUGGCGUGCGCCGACCUCAUCAUGGGGGUCCUAGUGGUGCCUCUUGGGGCCACCAUUGUUGUGACGGGCAACUGGCAGCUCAGUAACACCUUCUGCGAGUUCUGGACGUCUGUGGAUGUCCUGUGUGUGACAGCAAGCAUCGAGACGCUCUGCGUCAUAGCAGUGGAUCGGUACAUAGCCAUUACGAGGCCGCUCCGACACAAGGUUCUUCUCAACAAGUGGCGCGCCAGGGUGAUAGUUUGUUUAGUAUGGGUUUUGUCCGCUUUAAUUUCCUUUGUACCAAUUAUGAACGGGCUUUGGCACGACAAGCACGACGAAGAAGCGCAAAAGUGCUACAAUGACCCGACAUGCUGUGACUUUGUGACCGACAGGGCCUUCGCUAUUAUCUCUUCCAUAGUGUCCUUUUACAUUCCACUGCUCAUAAUGAUAUUUGUGUAUGCCAAAGUCUUUCUAAUAGCCACACGGCAGGUCCAGCUCAUAGAUAAGAAUCGCAUGCGUUUCCAGAACGAUUGUCCAACGGCGCAGGUGCAAGUCGUCCACCACAUCAACAAUGACCUGCAAAUGGCGUGCGCAGGCUCCAGCGGCUGCAGCGCGGCACGGAGAAAGAGUGCCAAGCGGAGGCCGUCGCGGCUGAUGCUCGUCAAAGAGCAUAAGGCCCUCAAAACUUUGGGGAUCAUCAUGGGGACCUUCACCGUAUGCUGGCUGCCGUUUUUCGUCGCCAACAUCAUCAACGCAUUUGAAAGAGACAUUCCCUCCGAGAGGAUCUUCCGACUAUUAAACUGGCUGGGUUACAUCAACUCCGGCCUCAAUCCUAUCAUCUACUGCAGGAGUCCAGAGUUUCGAACCGCGUUCAAGAACCUGCUGGGCUGUCCGUGGCUGUCAACCAUGUGGGUCAAUACUUUCUACAAAGAGCUGCGGACUCGCUGCUCCUGCUUUCUGUGGCAGGCUGAGUCAGGCACGGCCGGCUCUUACCAAAAGUCUCCGACCUGUAAGACUGAGGGCAGCGGGAGUCUGGCCAGUACUCUUGGAAGCAGCAAAAGUGACGGCAGCAUACAGUUCAGUGACUUAACUGAGCCAGAAUCCAAAUUCUUCACAUUGCAGGAAAAGGACGGAUGAACUGUGAUGAUGAACCAGCCGUUAGUGUGAUCCCUGCAAAGGCUGAGACCAAACAGCAGGGAGGACAGGCUGAAGAAGAGCACAGCCGGCAGCUCUGAUAAACCUGGCUGAAUGUAGCUAACCCCAAAAAAAUUACUGGAUCCACUGAAGAGAAACAGCUGAUUUGGUCUGGACAGGAACACUGUGACCGUCUCUGUGGGCAGGAGACGGACUGCAGCAGCUCAGCACUUUACAGACAUUAGGUGACAACAAAGUAUCCUGAACUGCACGUUUGAAAUGCAUUCCAGUUGACCUUUGGACACAGUGUAUGUGGCCUGUGGUUUCAAAAAUGACAGCACGGACUAAUGUUUUACAGUAUAUUAUCUGGUAAGUUAUUUUGAUACACUGAAUCUGUAGCAAAACACAAAAGUUUGUUUUUUUAACUUAUUACAUGGUCAUGAUUCUGGCAUGGCUGUCUUCACUGUCAUGGCACAAACUUGUCAGCGUAAAAUAGGAGCUAAACCAAAGGGCUGUGUGCAUUCAAAUAUUCAACAAUACUGGUGUCUGUUUUCAGUCUUGGUCGUUCUGUUUUUGAGCCUAGACUCUGCAUCAACACAAUAGUUAUCAUGCUUUAAUCUCUUCGUCUAUGUUAAGGUAUACCAUGGCUAUGGAAAAUGUCCAUUUCCGAUUGGUUGGCUGUUUACAUCUUACAUCAGGACAACUCAAACAUAAUUCCUGUCAUCAGUUAACCAUUACUAUAAAUUACUGUGCAAGGUACAGAAUUACAAACUGCAGGUGGCCAACAUAACACUCCUGCUACAAGCUAUCAGUAAACUCCCUACCUUCACAACACAGUCUCACUUCCAGUGCAUCAAGUUAGGAUUAACUGUCCCGUAACUGUUGUUUUGACCCAUCCACCACCCCAACAUGCCUCCUUACACAGAUUUUCAGUCUUUCAAACUACUCAUUAUCAUUAUCGCUUGUCAUACUACGUCAUCUUACAGCGCCGUGGUCGAACCUUUUAGGGCUGGGUUUAAAAAAAACGAUAUUCCGAUUUUCAUUUGAAUGAUCCAAAAUCGCUUCGUAAAAUCCAAGAACCGAUCUUUGUCUGUAUCACAUGAAACUAAAAGACCAUUGGUACCGACUAUGUCAUACUAGCGUGGCAGGAAGGGGGGGGGUUACCUAAUAACCCUCCAAAGAUAGGCUACAUUUUGGUGAGGGAAAACAUGGCCAUUUUCAUAGGGGUCCCUCUGUUACCUUUAGGAUAUCUAAAUGAAAUGUCACUCAAAACUCACUGAGUGUAGAGUCUGUAGAUCGGCACUUUAUUGUGUGUUUAUGUUAAAUAAAAAGUACAUUAAUGUAACUGCAAUUAAUGUAAUUGUAAUGUAAUGGAAACAAUUGUAGAAUCUCUUUCAUCCCUAAGCUAAAUUAGUAUUGUAACUGAAAUGUUCCUAACCUAAUUGAUAUCAAAAUCAAAAAUAAAAUUGAAUUGGAAUAAAGUCGAAUCUGGAAUAAAAUCAAUCCCUGACGAUAGCCAGCCCUAGUUACCUUUUGCGUCGGUAUCUUUCGCUGAGCAGCCACUGACCAAGCGUCAGUAUUUGACGAGUUGGGAGUGAGAAUGGGUUGACCUUUGGUAAGCGGCCAUGGUAGAAGUUCAAUAGCACACUCCGAAAUGUCCAAAUAAAAUAAUGGACUUAAUGGAUGAAACAUCGCCUUCGCCUCAUCCAUUAUUGUGUUACAUCGGGACACCUUGUCUUUCAUUAUCACCCACAUUACAUCAUCUGUUGCAUUGACAAAUAAAAUAUUAUGAAACUGUG
This is a messenger RNA of Sander lucioperca (pikeperch), 3692 nucleotides long. It is a transcript of the gene adrb3a, whose product is annotated as adrenoceptor beta 3a. Gene Ontology annotation, cellular component: membrane. The coding region runs from base 580 to 1896 and encodes 438 amino acids. The record is from RefSeq and is a predicted model, not a curated record. NCBI's taxonomy places the organism in Eukaryota, Metazoa, Chordata, Actinopteri, Perciformes, Percidae. The transcript has 2 exons. Gene Ontology annotation, molecular function: beta3-adrenergic receptor activity; norepinephrine binding; epinephrine binding. Gene Ontology annotation, biological process: positive regulation of heart contraction; adenylate cyclase-activating adrenergic receptor signaling pathway; norepinephrine-epinephrine-mediated vasodilation involved in regulation of systemic arterial blood pressure.